AUGGAACUAGAGAAUGAUACACAAAUUUCAGAAUUUCUUCUUCUGGGAUUUUUGGAAGAACCAGAAUUACAACCAUUCAUCUUUGGGCUGUUUCUGUCCAUGUACCUGGUCACCAUACUUGGGAACCUGCUCAUCAUCCUGGCCGUCAGUUCAGACUCCCACCUCCACACCCCCAUGUAUUUCUUCCUUGCCAACCUGUCCUUUGUAGACAUCUGUUUCACCUCCACCACCAUCCCUAAGAUGCUGGUAAAUAUACAAACACAGAGAAAAGCCAUAACUUAUGAAAGCUGCAUCAUGCAGAUGUACUUUUUCAUACUUUUUGCAGGUUUGGACAACUUCCUCUUGACUGUGAUGGCUUAUGAUCGCUUUGUGGCCAUCUGUCACCCCCUGCACUACACUGCCACCAUGAACCCUGGGCUCUGUUCACUACUGCUUAUGGUGUUCUGGAUCAUGAGUGCCCUGCAUUCUUUGUUACAAACCUUAAUGGUGCUGCAGCUGUCCUUCUGUACAGUCUUGGAAAUCCCUCACUUUUUCUGUGAACUGCAUCAAAUGAUCCAACUUGCGUGUUCUGAUACCUUUCUUAAUAACGUGGUGAUGUACUUUGCAGCAUUGCUUCUGGGUGGUGCUCCCCUGGCUGGGAUCAUUUACUCUUAUGCAAAGAUAGUUUCCUCUAUAUGUAGAAUCUCAUCAGCUCAGGGAAAGUAUAAAGCAUUUUCCACCUGUGCAGCACACCUCUCUGUUGUCUUCUUAUUUUAUUGCACAAGUUGAGUGUACCUUAGCUCUGCUGCUACCCAGAACUCCCACUCAGGUGCAGUAGCCUCAGUGAUGUACACUGUGGUCACACCCAUGCUGAACCCUUUCAUCUAUAGCCUGAGGAACAAAGACAUAAAGGAGGCUAUUAAUGUACUUUUCAGAGGGAAGCCAUAA
Lontra canadensis (Northern American river otter) is the source of this 927-nucleotide messenger RNA. Its product is annotated as olfactory receptor-like protein OLF4. Gene Ontology annotation, molecular function: olfactory receptor activity; G protein-coupled receptor activity. Gene Ontology annotation, biological process: G protein-coupled receptor signaling pathway. Lineage: Eukaryota; Metazoa; Chordata; Mammalia; Carnivora; Mustelidae. The record is from RefSeq and is a predicted model, not a curated record. Gene Ontology annotation, cellular component: membrane.